ACUAAAAUUCAAAUUGUUAGGGGAGUAUCAUUCAGUCAGAGCUGUUUACAAAAGAUGAGUGACUUAUUUCUGCAGAAGGAGCAGGAACUCCUUAAACUUAAUGAAGAGAUCAAUGUGAAGACAAAAACCGUGCUGCAGAAGACAGAAAAGAAUGUGAGUAGAGGAGGAGUUCGAAAAACAGUCAGUAGAAAGAAAUCCGAAGAUAGAGAGACAAAGAAAUCCGCUAAGGAGGUGAAUGUCCCUAGCACGAGUGUAACUGAGGAAACUGUUGAGAGUGAGAUUUCAUCUGCAGAAAUUAUUGUCCCAAAGAAAUCAUGUUCUGAUGCCAUUCCUGAACGCAUGGCCAGGAAAAAUGUCAGUUCCGAAGGACUAAUCAAGUUCCUCAAAGCGAAGGUCUCUAUCCUUCAGGACGAAGUGGAUACCCAUCAAAAAGAUAGCCUUAAGAAUUCUGAGCAGUUGCAGGCUUUGCAAGAAUCACAGAAGAAUUUAGAAAGUGUCAGGGAUCAAUUGACAAAUAAACUUAAUGCUUUGCAUAGUCAGCAGAAAAAGCUGGAGGCGAGGAAUGAGGAACUGGAACUAAAACUGAAAAACAGAGAUGUUGAUCUAACAAAACAAAGUCGAGAUUUGGAAGCUGCUAGGAGGGAAUCAAAAACUCUGGCCCAGGAGAAAAGUACUCUAGAACGAAAACUCCUCAAGAGUCAGGAAGAUCAUGAGAGCACAAAGCAGAGUCUCGCCAGUGCUUAUGAAAGAGAAAAGGAAAUGAGGGAGCGCACUCGAAUGGAGAAGGACGCGUAUGAGAAACAAGUUCGGCAAUUGAGGAAGCAAAGACUCAAUUUAAUCGGGGCUUAUAAGCAACAACUUCUGCUCCUGGACAAUCUCAAGAGGCAAAUCGUGUGCCUGGAGGAGGCUAAGAUGAUUGAUUUUGCAGAGAAGGAGUUCACCAAGAUUCUCGAUUGGGGCAAGUGAAGAAUGUCCCAACAAUGAAGUCACAAUGUCUCCGAUGAGAUCAUCUUUUUAUUUGUGUCUCCGUGAGUUAAAAUUCAAAACCUCGACAUCCGUUUACAUGCACCUCAAUGGCAGAAACUUCGAGGGGUUAUUAGCAUUA
Phlebotomus papatasi is the source of this 1105-nucleotide messenger RNA. RefSeq names its product testis-expressed protein 9. The transcript has a single exon. NCBI's taxonomy places the organism in Eukaryota, Metazoa, Arthropoda, Insecta, Diptera, Psychodidae. Bases 55 to 966 code for a protein of 303 amino acids. The record is from RefSeq and is a predicted model, not a curated record.